Pyricularia grisea is the source of this 1152-nucleotide messenger RNA. RefSeq lists its product as uncharacterized. Gene Ontology annotation, molecular function: superoxide dismutase activity; metal ion binding. Bases 326 to 967 code for a protein of 213 amino acids. The record is from RefSeq and is a predicted model, not a curated record. NCBI's taxonomy places the organism in Eukaryota, Fungi, Ascomycota, Sordariomycetes, Magnaporthales, Pyriculariaceae. The transcript is spliced from 2 exons. Gene Ontology annotation, cellular component: mitochondrion. Gene Ontology annotation, biological process: superoxide metabolic process.
GCAUGGCGAUUUGUUGUUGAGAGCGCGACAUUCAGCCCUUGAUCAAUCCAGGGCCAUCAAGGUGUUCAUGUCAACGUCAAAGGAUCUCCACACAGCCCCCACUGCAACUCAAACAUGGGGAAACGUGCUCAUCCAGGUACUCAAGUCCAGGUCUCAUCUCUCAUAUCAGGACCCGUGCCCCUCUGCUCCUAAGCUUGUUCUUCCUUUACCCCUCAUUCACACCAAUCCCCUUCUCCGCUAUACGUAGCAAAGCCAGACAAAGUCGACCCAGAACAACAAAGUCCAAGCCAGAACAGCGUCGAAUUCCUCACAGCACCAACAAACAAUGGCAAGCUCAACCACCUACAAGCUCCCAGAGCUGUCCUUUGCCUAUGACGCCCUGGAGCCGCACAUCUCCAAGCAAAUCAUGGAGCUGCACCACAGCAAGCACCACGCCGCCUACGUGACCAACCUCAACAAGGCGCUCGAGACGUACGCUUCGGGCGAACUGGCGGACCGCGUUGCGACCCUGGCGACCAUCAACUUCAACGCCGGCGGCCACAUCAACCACACGCUCUUCUGGGAGAACCUGACGCCGGCGUCGAGCCCAGAUGCCGUGGCCGCGACAUCGGCUCCUUCACUGGUCUCUCAGAUCGAGAAGCAGUGGGGCAGCCUCGACAAGUUCAAGGCAGAGUUCUCCGCCGAGCUGCUGGGAAUCAAGGGUAGCGGCUGGGGAUGGCUGGUCAAGGAGAAGACGGCGGCUGGCGCGCUGGUUAUCGUCACCACCAAAGAUCAGGAUUCCGUUCCGAGCGGCAUCCCGAUCUUCGGAGUCGACAUGUGGGAGCAUGCUUACUAUCUUCAGUAUCUGAACGGAAAGGCCGCUUAUGUCGAAAACAUUUGGAACGUUAUCAACUGGAAGACCGCCGAGAGGAGAUACACUUCGCCAGGACGUUCCGAGGUUUUCAAAGCACUACAUGCUUCCCUGUAGUUGAGGCAAAUUGAUUGAGGGGGCUUUAGCCUAUCCUGUAAAUGAGUGAUGAUAGAAAGUAACUUGGUUCUAUGAAAUGACGUAUUUUUAUACUGUAUACGACCCGAAGCGCAGUUGAAAUAUAUCGCGACUCCUGCAUUGAUUAUCCAAUAGAAAAAGCAAUCCACAUGCAGCUUCUCUUUGCA